AUGUCCAAAAAGGAACAGUUCGCCGUGGAGACCGAGGAGAUCAACUCUUCUGCCUCCUCCGUCACCUACACCGACGUCCUCGACGGAGCAGGAACCAACCAAAACCCCUUCUCUGACCCCAAGGUGGCCCAGCAGUUCAGAGAUCUCUAUGAGAAGUCACAGUACGAAUGUCGACACUUGUUUGACCCCGAAUUCGAAUGGACUGAAGCUGAGGAGAAGCGAGUCAAACGCAAACUCGAAUGGCGAGUCACAGGCUGGGCCUGUAUCAUGUUCAUGGCUCUGCAAAUUGAUCGAGCCAACCUGGGUCAAGCCCUCGCCGAUAACUUCUUGGAUGAUCUCAAUUUGACCACCAAUGAUUACAACUACGGUAACACCAUCUUUCUGGUUUCCUUCAUGAGUGCCGAGAUUCCUUCCCAGCUCAUUUCGAAACGACUUGGUCCCGACAGAUGGAUUCCCCUGCAGAUCUGUAUGUGGAGUAUUGUUGCAAUGUGCCAGGGAGCCCUGUCAGGUCGAGCUUCGUUUUUUGUCACUCGUUGUCUCAUUGGUCUUAUUGAAGGUGGAUUUAUCCCUGAUCUCGUUCUUUGGCUGUCCUACUUUUACAAGUCCAAAGAAUUACCUAUCCGUCUAUCGUUCUUCUGGACUACUCUUUAUCUCUGCAACAUCUUCACUUCUCUACUGGCUUUCGGACUGCUUCGAAUCCGAGCAGGCGGGCUACAGGGUUGGAGAUGGCUGUUCAUCAUCGAGGGGUUCAUGACACUGUGCAUUGGUGUAGCAUCUUUCUUCCGAAUGCCUGCCUCUGCUGCCCAGACCAAGACCCGGUUCAGAAAGAAGGGCUGGUUCACAGACCGGGAAGAAAAGAUUGUGGUCAACCGUGUUCUCAGAGAUGAUCCUUUCAAGGGUGACUUCCACAACCGACAGGCCAUUACGCCUAAAAACCUGUGGCAAUGCCUCUCAGACUACCACAUGUGGCCCAUCUAUGCCAUGGGUCUGCUCAUCUACAUUGGAUCAACUCCUGUCACCCAAUACAUGACUCUGACUCUCCGACAGAUGGGUUUCUCGCCUUUUAACACCAACUUGAUGACAAUUCCUCCCUCUGUUAUCAGAAUUGUCUUCCUGCUGCUUUCAACUUGGCUUUCUGAAAAGUUCAACCAGAGAGCCCUCUUUGCCCUGAGUGAACCCAUCUGGACUUUUGGAGGUCUCCUAGCUCUCAGAUUCUACAGUGGAGCCCUGUCGGACAUUUGGGGCACGUACGUAAUCCUCAUUCUCAUCAUUGGCUCUCCUUAUGUGCAUGCCAUUCUCGUCUCUUGGGCUUCUCGAAACUCCAACACUGUGGCCCAGAGAACCAUUUCUGCCGCAAUGUACAACAUGUGUGUACAAGCUGGAAACGUGAUUGCAUCCAACAUUUACCGUAAGGACGACGCCCCUCAGUACUACCGUGGAAAUACUCAGCUGGUGGCCAUCUCUGCUGCCUCAAUUGUUCUGGUCUUGCUGGUCAAGGUCUACUAUGUGGCUAUCAACCGACACAGAGAUAACAAGUGGAACGCCAUGAGCAAGGAGGAAAAGGCAGAGUACAAGGCUACCACGAAAGACAUUGGCAGUCGGCGGUUGGAUUUCCGCUUUGCCCAUUAG
Molecule: messenger RNA, 1629 nt
Organism: Yarrowia lipolytica CLIB122
Lineage: Eukaryota; Fungi; Ascomycota; Dipodascomycetes; Dipodascales
Biological process (GO): transmembrane transport
Cellular component (GO): membrane
Molecular function (GO): transmembrane transporter activity
Source: RefSeq, a predicted model, not a curated record